AUGGGCAUGGCAAAAACAGGCAACUUCCUGUUUCUUCUUGCUGUCCUGCUAUGCUUUCCUGUGGUUCCCUUAGCCAACAUCAAGCGCAACAUUUCCACGGAUCUAUCUGCGCUGCUUGCCUUAAGAUCCAAUGUCUUGGAUCCUACACAUGAAUUAUUGACAAAGAAUUGGACCACGAGAAUGUCAGUCUGCAACUGGCUUGGUGUCAAAUGCUCUUCUCGCCACCAUCGAGUAGUCGCUUUGAAUAUGUCUUACAUAGGCCUUCAAGGUAGCAUUCCUCCAGAAAUAGGAAAUCUUUCCUUUCUCAAUUCAUUUGAUUUCCGAUACAACAGCUUCACAGGUCGUUUGCCUCAGGAGAUGGCCCGUCUGCGAAGACUCAGAUACAUUAAUCUCAGCUUUAACAAAUUUAGUGGAGAGUACUGGCAAAUUGGAGGUCCAGUCCCGGAAGAAAUUGGCAAUCUUCAGCAACUAGAGACCUUGAUAUUCACUUCAAAUGCCUUGAGCGGUUCAAUUCCCGCGUCCAUAUUUAACAUCUCAUCUCUAGUAGUAAUUUCAUUCACCUCAAAUAACCUCUCAGGGAGCCUUCCUCCUGGUCUAGACCAGAAGCUACCAAAUCUACAAAUGUUGUAUCUUGGAAAUAAUAAACUUACCGGUGCUAUUCUUGAUUCCAUCUCAAAUGCUACGGUACUUGACACAUUGGAACUUGGCAAUAACCAAUUCACUGGUUCCAUUCCAACCUCGUUAGGCAACUUGAGGUUCCUUGAGACCCUUGGUCUUGAUAGAAACUAUUUCACCUCCAAUUCGCCGGCAGAGUUGAGCUUUCUUUCAUCUUUGACGAAUUGUAGAGGUUUAAAAACUUUGUCCAUGUCGUUGAAUCCUCUGAAAGGAACUCUUCCCUCUACAAUAGGGAAUUUUUCCAGUUUGCUCACAUUCUUUUAUGCAAGUAUUUGUGAAAUUGAAGGCAACAUUCCACCUGAAAUUGGUAAUCUAAGUGGCCUAUCAGUCCUCAGUGUUGGCGACAAUUACUUGACUGGACCACUACAAAUGACGUUCAAUGGACUGUUGAACCUGCAAGCUUUGGACCUACAAGGUAACCAAAUUCUAGGGAAUAUUGCUGACACAUUUUGCAAUUUCAGGAAACUGGGCAUAUUGCAUUUGAGUCGAAAUCAGUUCUUUGGUAUGGUGCCAGAAUGUUUUGGAAAUAUUACAUCACUGAGACAACUGUACUUAGAUUCCAAUGGGUUCAAUUCAAGUAUACCUGCAAGUCUAGGAAUCCUGAAGGAUUUGUUGGAGCUAGACAUUCAUUCAAAUUCUUUGAGUGGUUUCAUACCGACAGAAAUUGGAGAUUUGCGGGCUGCAUUGUACAUGGACUUGUCAGGCAAUAGAUUUUCAGGCAAUAUUCCCGCAACACUUGGUAACCUUGAGACCUUGAUCAACCUCACCCUGGCACAUAAUGAAUUACAAGGGCCAAUUCCAGCAACAUUUGGCAAAUUGGUAAGCCUGGAAUUAUUGGAUCUAUCUCAUAACAACCUCUCUGGAGAGAUUCCAAGACCAUUAGAAUCACUUUCACGGUUGCUACACUUAAAUGUGUCCUUCAAUAAGCUACGAGGAGAGAUUCCCUCAACUGGUUCUUUCGUGAACUUCACAAAUGAAUCAUUCAUGUCAAAUGAGGCACUCUGUGGUGGUCCUCCUCAUUUGCACUUCCCUACUUGCCCUUCUCCUCGGGGAUCAAGGAUGAAAAGCUUGCGCUUAGCCGCUUAUGUCUUGCUACCGAGUGCAUUCUUAGCUUUUGCUUUAAUUAGCAUUGCAAUACUGUUCAUGAAAAAGAGAAGAAGAAACCAAAGUACUGCUCAAGCAGAUUCACCUCCAGCAAUAACACCUGAAUGGAUUUCUUACUAUGAGCUUCAACAUGUAACCAAUGGCUUUAGCGAGAGCAAUUUACUUGCAGUGGGAAGUUAUGGUUCAGUUUACAAAGGGAUGCUCAGGAAUGGAAAAUUGUCGGCCAUAAAAGUUUUCAACUUGCAUUUAGAAGGAGCAUUCAAAAGUUUUGACACUGAGUGUGAAGUUCUGCGUAAUCUUCGCCACAGGAAUCUGGUUAAAGUCAUCAGUAGUUGUUCUAACCCAGAUUUUAAGGCUCUAGUCUUAGAAUAUAUGCCUAAUGGAAGUCUUGAGAAAUGGUUGCACUCUGACAACUAUUUCUUGGAUUUUGUCCAAAGAUUAGACAUAAUGGUGGAUGUAGCAGCUGCAUUGGAUUACCUUCAUCAUGGCUACCCGUCACCUGUAGUCCAUUGCGAUCUAAAGCCCAGUAAUGUUCUUCUGGAUGAAGAGAUUACUGGUCAUGUGAGUGAUUUUGGCAUUGCAAAGCUAUUUCAUGGGGAUGAAAGUACGAGACAGACAAAGACACUCGCAACAAUUGGUUAUAUAGCACCGGGUGAUCAAGAUACACGUCGAUCAACGACUGGAUAUGUGUUUACACUUGCUAAGGCACCAGUCAGUUGGAGGUCUAUUUUACAGUCAACGGUUGCUUUGUCUACUACAGAGGCGGAGUAUAUGGCAGUUACGGAGGCUGUUAAGGAAGCAAUUUGGCUUCAUGGGUUAUUUGAUGAAUUGGGAAUCAGACAGAAGUCUAUCAAAGUUCAUUGUGAUAGUCAGAAUGCUAUUCUUUUAGCAAAAAACCAGGUUUAUCAUGCAAGGACGAAGCAUAUCGACGUACGGUAUCAUUUUGUGAGGAAAAUUUUGGAAGAUAGUACGAUACUACUUCAAAAGAUUCAGACUAAGGAGAAUCCUGCUGAUAUGCUUAUGAAGGUUGUGACAACUAUCAAAUUCCAACAUUGUUUGAAUUUGAUAAAUGUUAUGCACAAUUUGAAGAUUGGCACUUGA
Molecule: messenger RNA, 2880 nt
Organism: Coffea arabica (coffee)
Lineage: Eukaryota; Viridiplantae; Streptophyta; Magnoliopsida; Gentianales; Rubiaceae
Source: RefSeq, a predicted model, not a curated record